Sporisorium graminicola is the source of this 2160-nucleotide messenger RNA. RefSeq lists its product as uncharacterized. Gene Ontology annotation, molecular function: protein binding. Lineage: Eukaryota; Fungi; Basidiomycota; Ustilaginomycetes; Ustilaginales; Ustilaginaceae. Bases 1 to 2160 code for a protein of 719 amino acids. The record is from RefSeq and is a predicted model, not a curated record. The transcript has a single exon.
AUGGGAAAGAAAGGAAAGACUUCUGCGGGUAAGGCGGCCGCCAAAGCCGCCAAGAAGGAGAAAGCCGAAAAGCAGGCCACCCGCAAACUCACAAAACAAGCAGCAAAGCAAAAGUCCCAGUCAAACACCACCUCCUCGUCCUCCAAACACAAUGGAAAGAAAGGCGCUGCAGCUGUCGACGAUGACGAAGAGGAUCUCGAUGCGCUGCUCGCCAGAUAUCGAGAACAGUGGGAGCAGGAGCAUGCCGUAUCUGAAGAAAAGGUGGGAGGACCCCCUUCGCGUCGAGCCAAUGCUACCUUCACCCCUUGCCCUCUUGGCAACGAUCUCUAUCUUUUUGGAGGCGAAUACUUCAACGGCGAACGAGUUGCUUUCUACCAGGACAUGUACCGGUAUAUACCCGAAAAGAACGAGUGGAGGACAUACGCAUCCAAGAACCAACCUGGUCCUCGAUCCGCGCACCAGGUUGCAGCAACACCGGCGCAGGGUGGCAUGCUCUGGCUGUUCGGAGGCGAAUUCUCAGGGGCACGUCAAAACGCCUUCCACCACUAUCGCGAUCUCUGGGCCUUCAGCAUCGAGUCGAAAGCAUGGGAGCGCAUCGACACUAAACUGCGUCCCAGCGCACGCAGUGGUCACCGCAUGACCUUCUGGAAACACUACCUCGUCCUCUUUGGCGGCUUCAUCGACACGGGCGUCAAGACACAGUACCUGAACGAUCUGUGGAUCUUUGACACCCAGAACACGUUCAAAUGGACCGAGAUCAAGCAGAACGACUUGCGUCGUCCACCACCACGCUCCGGCUUUUCCUUCCUCUCGUGUCCCGAAGGGAUCGUCCUGCACGGCGGGUACUGCAAAAAGUACGUCAAAGGUCAGCGCACACAAGGUGUUGCGCUGGAGGAUACGUGGCUGCUCAAGAUGGACGAGGACCUCACCAAGCUCGACUGGGCCAAGAGAAGGAAAGUGGGCUAUGCACCCAAUCCGGUGCGCAGUGGAUGCACCAUGGCUCUGUGGCAGUCCAAGAGCAUGGGCAUUCUCUUUGGCGGUGUCACGGAUACCGAGGCGGAUGAAGAGACCAUGGAGAGUGUCUUCCACAAGGAUAUGUACGGAUAUCAGCUGCCAGGUACAGGCAGAUGGAUCAGUCUCAAUCUCAAGCGACCCAAGAAGAAAGCAGGCGCAGGCAGGAGAAAGAAGAAACAGCAACAGCAGCAACAACAGCAACAGCAACAACAACAAGAGCAGAACUACAGGAACGGUUACCACUCGGACGACGACGAUGACGAAAAUUACGACUCGGACAACGAAAACGGCGACGAGCAAGCCAAAGAUCUCGUCGAAUCGACCGAGAACCUGCAGGUCCAACCCACUCCACCACCACCAUCGACAGCAGCGCCCGCCCCGCCCGAAGACGACGAAGACGACGACCCGGACGACCCACUCAAGACGAUCCCACUGGAGCGAUACAACGUCAUGCUGGCCGUGCAGCGCAACACGCUCUACGUCUACGGCGGCAUCUUCGAAGCGGGCAACCGCGAGUACACCUUGGACGAUUUCUACACACUCGACCUGUCGAAACUGGAACGCUUCGCCUGUCUGAGAGAGUGUCCCAUCGAUGCGCUUGAGUGGGGCGAGUCGGAAUCCGAAGACGACGGCUCGGACGAGUCUGGUUCGUCUUCCGAGUCCGAGUCCGAAUCCGAGUCCGAGGGAGAAGAGGGCGACGAGAUUCCCGAAGGCUUUGAGUUUGACGAGGAAGCCAAUUCCGACGACGAAGAAGCACGCCGUGCCAAGAUGUCGCUUGCGGAGCGCGAGGCGCUCCGAGCCAAAGCGCAGGCUUUCAUGGGAGUCUCUUCCGACACGGCGCGCACCGAGCAAGAGAUCCUCUCCACCCCGCAACCGGGCGAGAACCUGCGCGCCUUCUACGAACGCACCAAACACCACUGGGCGUCCACCGCGCAUAUCGAAAGCGACGGCAAAUUGCGCGGUAAGGAAAUGCGUAAGAAGGGCUUUGCGCUCGCAGACUCGCAGUACCAAGAGUACAAGCCCAUCUUGGAUGAGAUCGAACGCAUACGUUCCGAGGCGGGGCUCGAUGCCAACGAGGCCGCUGUGACCAAGUCCGGUGGCAUCGGUGCUGGCAGUACCGGUGUGGAUUCGAGGAACCGUAGGUGA